This is a messenger RNA of Staurois parvus, 333 nucleotides long. Lineage: Eukaryota; Metazoa; Chordata; Amphibia; Anura; Ranidae. The record is from the annotation of a GenBank genome assembly.
AUGCAGACUGCUUCUACAUACAUUUGUGAAAGAAUGGGUCACUCUCAAGAGCUCAGUGAAUUUAAGCGUGGUAUUGUGAUAGGUUGCCACCUGUGCAAUAAGUUCAUCCGUAUAAUGUCCUUGCUACUAAAUAUUCCACAGUCAGCUGUUAGUGGUAUUAUAUAACAAAGUGGAAGCAAAUGGGAACAAUAGCAACUCAGUCACAAAGUGAGCGGGGUCAAUAGCUAAAGACCUGCAAACAUCGUGUGGCCUUCAGAUUAGCACAACAACAGUGCCUAGAAAACUUCAUGGAAUGGGUUUCCAUGGCUGAGCAGCUGCAUCCAAGCCUUACAU